AUGCUGUGCUGGAGCUGCCUGCUCUCUCUUUUGGAGAAGCUUUCCCGCAGAAAGCGAGUCCCAUCCAUCUCAGAGGGCUCCAGCCUUCACCGCUGCCUCUCCACCCUGGACCUCAUUGCCUUGGGAGUGGGCAGCACGCUGGGGGCUGGUGUCUAUGUCCUGGCAGGGGAAGUGGCUAAGGCCAGCUCUGGCCCCAGCAUUGUCCUGUCCUUCCUGAUUGCUGCUGUGGUGUCAGCCCUGGCAGGGCUGUGCUACGCUGAGCUGGGGGCCCGCGUGCCCCAGGCUGGGUCUGCCUAUCUCUACAGCUACGUGGCAGUGGGGGAGCUGGGGGCCUUCAUCGCUGGGUGGAACCUGCUGCUGUCCUAUCUCAUCGGUACCGCCAGCGUUGCCCGGGCUUGGAGUGCUACCUUUGACCAGCUCCUUGGCAAGAAGAUGGGGAGGGUUUUGGGUGCUCAUGCAGCCAUGAGCUCUGUGGGGCUGGCAGAGCACCCGGAUGCCUUUGCUGCUGGCCUGGUGGUUCUGCUGGCAGGUCUUCUUUCCUUUGGAGUUAAGGAGUCCACCACAGUCAACAAAGCCUUCACGGCUCUCAAUGUGCUUGUCCUGCUCUUUGUCACAGUCAGUGGCUUCAUCAAAGGUGACCUGAGCAACUGGAAGCUCAGGGAGGAUGACUUGCCACGAGCAGCUGUCCAUGAGGCUGGGAACCAGUCCAUGGCUGCCAACACAACCAGAGCCUUUGGGGUUGGAGGCUUCAUGCCUUAUGGUUUUGCUGGGACCUUGGCUGGAGCCUCUGCCUGUUUCUAUGCCUUUGUUGGGUUUGACUGCAUUGCCACCACAGGGGAAGAAGUGAGGGAUCCACAAAGAUCCAUCCCCAUGGGCAUCUUACUCUCCCUCCUCAUCUGCUUCCUGGCAUAUUUUGGGGUGUCUGCUGCCCUCACCCUAAUGAUGCCCUACUACCUCCUGGACACCAUGAGCCCUCUCCCAGCAGCUUUCCAGUAUGUUGGCUGGAGCAGUGCAAAGCACACAGUGGCUGUGGGGUCACUGUGUGCCCUGACCACCAGCCUCCUGGGGUCCAUGUUUCCCAUGCCACGGAUCCUGUAUGCAAUGGCUCGAGAUGGGCUCCUCUUCACACCUCUGGCCAAAGUCAGUCGCCGUCAGUGCCCAGUGGUGGCAACUCUGGUGUCUGGAGGGGUGGCAGCUCUCCUGGCUCUCCUCUUUGACCUGAAAGUCCUGGUUGACACCAUGUCCAUCAGCACGCUGCUGGCCUACUCACUGGUGGCUGGCUGUGUGCUACUGCUCAGGUAUCAGCCUGGAUCCAGUGCUCAGGACACACCUGUGGGGAAGGUCCCAGCUGUACAGCUCUGGUGGGACCAUCUGGUCCAUCCUCCCCCGCUUCCUACCCCAUGUUCUUCCACUGUGGUGGCCUGGGCUCUGACAGCCAUAGCUGCCCUGGUCUGCACCGUGGGCUGGUUGAGCACUGCUGGGUGGCCCUGCCUCAGGGCUGGGGCUGCCUGGUGCAUCCCUGUGCUGGUUCUGCCUCUCCUGGGAAUCCUGGCAGCAGCUCUGCUCAUCUGGAGACAGCCUCAGAGACUGGAGAGAGCAUCCUUCAUGGUUCCCUGCCUGCCUUUCCUGCCACUCCUCAGCAUCACCAUCAACAGCCUCCUGGUGGCCCGGCUCAGCGCGGCCGCCUGGCUGCGCUACCUGCUCUGGAUGGUCACUGGUUUCCUCAUUUACUUUGGCUAUGGGAUCAGGCACAGUGCAGAGGGCUUCCAGCCCAAAGGGACAUUCCCCCAGGAGCUGCUGGGAAGCACGGCCAGGGAGGUGGCCCCAGAGCAAUGCAGGAUGGCACGAUGCCCAUCUGCUCUGGGCCAAUAAAAGGAGACAAGCAGGUCCCUGGGUGCCUCCCCCCACCCCCUUCCAUCCUGUGCCUGAGGGCCU
Molecule: messenger RNA, 1935 nt
Organism: Apus apus (common swift)
Lineage: Eukaryota; Metazoa; Chordata; Aves; Apodiformes; Apodidae
Product: cationic amino acid transporter 2-like
Exons: 11
Coding region: 1-1872 (623 amino acids)
Biological process (GO): amino acid transport; transmembrane transport
Cellular component (GO): plasma membrane
Molecular function (GO): amino acid transmembrane transporter activity
Source: RefSeq, a predicted model, not a curated record